AUGUAUUACAAAAAAGAUCUUGAAACUCUUUGUAAUGAUCCUGAUAAGAACUUUGAAAUUCUUGACUAUGUUAGCAUUGGGGAUAAUUCUGAAAGUUUUGAACAACCAACACCUUCACUAUCAUCUAAAUGUAGUACAAGCAAUACAAAAAGUAAUAUAAAUCUAUAUGAUAGUUCAUAUGAUAUACAAUUUGAUAUAUCAGCAAUUGGGUUAGCCAAGGCAUAUGCCAAUUCAUUAUCAACAACAAUACAAGAACAAGACAAUGAAAUAGAUAUAAAUUGGUUAGCACAAGAUCUUGAUGUAGCAUCUGAUAAAGAAUCAUUAUGA
Messenger RNA from Dentiscutata heterogama, 327 nucleotides. The record is from the annotation of a GenBank genome assembly. NCBI's taxonomy places the organism in Eukaryota, Fungi, Glomeromycota, Glomeromycetes, Diversisporales, Gigasporaceae.